AUGGGCAGGAGAUAUUAUUGCGACUUUUGUGACAAAUCAUUCGCAGAUAAUCCUACACAUCGUAAAAACCAUCUGAAAGGGGUUCAACAUCAAAGAAAUAAAAAAGCCCACUAUGAUUCUUUCAGAAACCCAGAAAUUAUGCUUCAAGAUGAACUUUCCAAGAGACCCUGCAAAAACUUCCUUAGCAGUGGGAUCUGUAAUUUUAUGGACAACUGUAAAUUUUCACAUCUGACAGAUAGAAGGAGGACAGAGCUAGAAAAACUGGUCGAAGAAAAGCAACGGGCCAAAGAACAGAAGAAGAGGAAUUUAGAAGAUGAUGAAGAUCCUGAAAAAAAGCUCUCAGAGUGGUUAUCUAAGAGAUUAAAGAAAGAGGUUAAAGUAAAUGAUCAGGAUGAAAAGGCUCCUCUUUUACCAGUGUAUGAAAUCCCUCCACAUGUGGCUCAAAUACCAAACCCUCCACUAUCCAUCCUGCCCCCUUCACAAGAUGUUCUUAGAGGACUGAAUUUUGUGGACUGGGGUUGAUGUGAUAUUGGACACCUGUAAUAUGAACAGUAUAUACCUACAAUGAAUUUGGGAGAGUUUCUUGAGACCAGUUACAAUGGUUUUCUCUGUCGCUUUAACCUUUUCCAAACAUAUGUUACAUAAUUAAAUAUGUUAUAAAAGAUUGUAUCAUAUACAUGUGUAUGUCAUUGUAUGCGUAAUUGAUGGAAAAGCUAUUAUGAUAGAUCAAGAAAUCUAUGCAGGUUACUUGCUUAAAAUGGCAUUUAUUGACUGAUAAACAGCAAUUGUUUUCACAAGAAAUAAAGGAAAUAAUGUUCAGUGGAUGUAAAUACAUAUAUUAUUAUAUAGAUAAAAUUUAAAUGAUAUGAAACACUGGAUAUUGUAUUUCAUGUGUGUACUGUAUUUUCUUGUGAUGUGAGAAACAAUCAAAAUUUACUA
Saccostrea echinata is the source of this 939-nucleotide messenger RNA. RefSeq names its product zinc finger matrin-type protein 5-like. The record is from RefSeq and is a predicted model, not a curated record. Gene Ontology annotation, molecular function: zinc ion binding; nucleic acid binding. Gene Ontology annotation, cellular component: U12-type spliceosomal complex; nucleus. The transcript is spliced from 2 exons. The coding region runs from base 1 to 522 and encodes 173 amino acids. NCBI's taxonomy places the organism in Eukaryota, Metazoa, Mollusca, Bivalvia, Ostreida, Ostreidae.